UGUGUCGCAUUCUCACACAAAAGUCGUUUUUUGAGCAUUUUUGUGAGUUUUAGUCCGGAAAAUACGCUCAAAUAUUGAAAUUUAGCGUUUAAGACAGAGCCCAAGCUUGUUUUUGUUCAAAGCUGUCGCCAAAAAAGCCCCAAAACCCCGAAAAAUGGCUGAAACCGAGAUUUUGGAAGCCGAAACCGAGGAAAUUUCAAACUUGUGUUCGACUUGCCUGCGAAAAUCCCACGAAUUUUACGAGUUGAAGCCACUGGAGUCGAAUUUUCUGCUGAAAGUGCACGAAAAAGCCUUUCAUGUGUGUCAUUUGUGCAAGUUGGCUCUCGAUUUUGUCGCCAAAUUCGAGCGUUUAUGCGAGUUUUCGCGUCAAACAGUGGAGAAAUAUGACGCCAUCGAGAUUCAAACGGACUUUUAUUCGGAAGAUCCGAAAGUUGAACGAGCUCUUGAGGCGUUAUGCGACUGGGCAAGGGGUCUGUUGGAGGAAAAUGAGCGCGUUUACGAACUGGAACCCAUGAAAACGGAAGUUUUGGUCGAGGAAUAUCUCGCGGAGGAGUCUGAGGAGUACGAAGAGGCAGUAAAUGAGGAAAUUUUGGUCGAAUCUCCCGCCGAAAUCAAAGUCGAGAAGCGAAAAACGUUCGAUUGUGACUUUUGCGAGGAGAAAUUCGGCACCAAGAGGGAAAUGGAGAAACAUGAGGGCGCCGAACAUGGUUUUCAGAAGCCAAAGAAGGAGCUGGAAUGCACGGAGAGCGAUUGUAACUUCAAAGCGGCGUCUCAGUUGAAGCUAAAUCGUCAUUUGCAGGCGGCGCACAACGUCGUCGUGAAGAAAGCUUUUUGUUGUGACGUCUGUGGACAAGUUUACCCAUCGAAAUGUCGCUUGCAGUAUCACAUGAACUGCCAUCUGAACAUCUCGCCGUUCCUUUGUGACUUUGAGGGAUGCACCCGAGCCUUCCGGAACCCCACGCGACUCCGAAAUCACAAACAAGAGUUCCAUUUGCAGGUAAUUCGGUGUCACUGCGCCAUUUGUGGCAAAGGAUUUCGCACCAAAGCCAGUCACGAUUUGCAUAUUUUGGGACAUGACAAGCCCACGAUCCCCUGUGAGGUUUGUGGGAAGUUGUUGACGAACCGGAAAACUCUUAGAACGCAUUUGAUGACACACACGGGCGAAAGAAGGUACAAAUGCGAGAUUCCGGGAUGUAAUAAGGCCUUUACGAAAUGCAGCGGAUUGCAAGUUCAUAUGCGGAGUCAUACGAAGGAGAGACCCUAUAAAUGCCCGCAUUGCUCGUUGACGUUCACGUACAAGGUUUCGAUGAAGAAACACAUGUUGAAGUAUCACGAUGUGCCAUGGGAGACGUCAUCCUAUGUGAGACCAGAGACGCAAAAGAACAAAGAAAAUACAAAAAUGACGAGUUUGGUUGAGAUUCAAGCGACGUGACAUGGGGAGAAAAUUAUGAAAAAAAAAUAGUUUAAAAAUUUUAAGUUUUGGAAAAAUAUUAGAAUAAAAUUAUCUUUUCGACUUAGAAAUGUGAAUAAAAAUAUAAA
This is a messenger RNA of Culicoides brevitarsis, 1539 nucleotides long. RefSeq names its product zinc finger protein 311-like. NCBI's taxonomy places the organism in Eukaryota, Metazoa, Arthropoda, Insecta, Diptera, Ceratopogonidae. Gene Ontology annotation, cellular component: nucleus. Gene Ontology annotation, biological process: regulation of transcription by RNA polymerase II. The coding region runs from base 155 to 1432 and encodes 425 amino acids. The record is from RefSeq and is a predicted model, not a curated record. The transcript has a single exon. Gene Ontology annotation, molecular function: DNA-binding transcription factor activity, RNA polymerase II-specific.